Ruditapes philippinarum (Manila clam) is the source of this 1695-nucleotide messenger RNA. RefSeq lists its product as uncharacterized. The transcript has 4 exons. NCBI's taxonomy places the organism in Eukaryota, Metazoa, Mollusca, Bivalvia, Venerida, Veneridae. The record is from RefSeq and is a predicted model, not a curated record. The coding region runs from base 88 to 1362 and encodes 424 amino acids.
GACACAGAUUAAUUGCCUGCCAACGCUAUUGAAAACAGAUAAUAUUUGAUUGAUCUCCAUGUAGAAAUAAUUUCAUUUCGUUCAAAAAUGUCGUCCUCAAAGCAUGAAUAUCGUCUGCCGGGAAUAAAAAGUUCACACGGAGGGAGGAAAAUGAAGGAACAUACCUAUGGCUGGUAUCCUUCCGCCAAAAAUGUCUACGAAGACAGGCGCAUUGAUACCCUUACUCCCUACCAGCUUGAGGCGCUAUACAGAUACCGUGACAGUAAAUAUUACCAACCGCCGGCGACACCGGCAGGAGAGAGAAGCUCACGCGUCAAAUCUAGAGCAGAUAGCAAAUUAUCAUCAAAACAGCCUGAUCCAAACUUACAGCCAAGAGUUCAAAGUGCUCCUAUACACACAACAUAUAAACCACCGCCCCGACUAAAUCUUCCUACGCCUCAACAAUGUUGGUCUACGCAUGUACCGGAAACGGAAAUAACAGUACUGCCACCACAACCAUCACCAGCGCCAUUUGUUUCCGCUACUAUGCCAAGGGAGACAACACCUCAAAGAUCAGUGUCAUGUGCUCAGUCACUUCAAGUUCAGUCACCAAUCACUGCCGGAACUCCUUCAAAUGCACAGAAAAUUGCGCGUAUAAAAAGCGCCACAUUUCGUAGAGAAACUCCUACGAAGCCUCAAAGACCGGUAAAAUCUGCUGGCCCAGUUCGGCCGUCACCAAGCCCAGCUCGUAGUGCAUCAACACAUCAGACUCCUGUACCACCAAGCUAUCCACCUGAAUAUGAUCAAACACAUUUUGAUUAUUCAUGGCCGCAGCCUUCAUAUCCAAUCAACAUAGAUGAUAUCCCUACACCGACCGGGAUUCAGAUUUCAGAACGUCCGCCUUCUGGUAGGUUAUCUCGCAAGGCACCGUCACCGCCAGAUUCAAAGAGAUCUACAUCUUCUCAAAGGAAGAGUCAAAACAUGCCUUCUUUUCGUCCAAAAGCGCCAUCUCCAUAUAAGAUGGAACUACAUCUUGAGGAGGAGGAGGAAUAUCAGAGGAGUUGUGAAACGCCGGAUUAUUACGAGGAGGCGAACAGAUACGGGUGGAUGAUGGAAGUACAUGGCGACCCUCUUAAAUUAAAGAAAGUUACACGGCGUUUACCCUACACGGUGAAGGUGGAUGAACCGGAAACGGAAAGAGAUCCGCCAAAAGUUCACAUGGAAAAUAACGAGACUUUCUUUUUGAAUACUAUACCAAGACGACCUUUUAAUUUCGCUAUAGAUAAAGAAUGGAUAUCGGAAGUUAUUCACAAAAAACGCAUGGAAAUGCAGAAGAAACAUGGAUUAAACUAUCGUUAUAAAAACUUUGCUUUUGUAUACUAGAAAACUUAGUAUUAAUAAUGUAUAUUUAGUUCUAAUAUCUAUACUUUUGGUGGGUGGGGAAUGGAUGAUGCUCCUAUCUGACGCACGUCUCCUGUUGGUAACAAAAAUGUGGUACAAAUAACGGAAUUAUAUCGCUAGGAGCUGUAACAUUGCUAUAUUGGACCCGGCUUUAUUGUGAGGUACAUUUAUUCGAAACAGCAGAUGAACAAUAGAUCGCCGGAUAAAAGAAAUUCCAGGAUAUGGGUGCCUGUUUAUAAGUGACUUUUUUAACAUUUGUAGAUAUUUGCAGAACAUUUGUUAUUCAAUGUAAAUAGAAGAAAGAUAUUACAUUCA